Drosophila suzukii is the source of this 1077-nucleotide messenger RNA. RefSeq lists its product as uncharacterized. Gene Ontology annotation, biological process: septate junction assembly. Gene Ontology annotation, cellular component: plasma membrane. Lineage: Eukaryota; Metazoa; Arthropoda; Insecta; Diptera; Drosophilidae. The record is from RefSeq and is a predicted model, not a curated record.
CAACAGUUGUCGUUGGCGUGUCGUCGGUUUCAGAGCGUUUCGAAAACCCAAUUUCCGCUCCAAGUCGCAGUUGGAACUGAAAUAUCAAAAACUAUCUAGCGCGCGUGAAAAAAUUCAUUAACUUAUUUGUGUAUUUAGUGUGAGAUAUAACUCGAAAGCUAACCCACAACAUUUGGCUGCACUAGUGUUCUGCACCUCUCUGCAAUCUCAACAAAUAUUUGAAAAAUAAAUCUCACGCGUCGAAAUGUCGCCGGCUGAUGAUAAUUCCUUUGCCACAACCCAUGGCAACAAAAAGGCCACCUACACGCUGAUAUGCAUCAAAAUUGUGGAACUGUGCCUGCUGAUAUGCUGCCUAGGCCUGAUCGACGAGCCGGCCACCAACUCCCAUCUGCGGGUGUUCGUUACACCCCGAGUAGCUGCCCUUUGCUAUGUGACCUUUGGUGCCCUGACCAUUUACACUGCGAUCUAUUUGAUAAUGGCGCUCUUUGGUGAUCUGACACCCUGGCGAACGGCUACUUUGUGGAACCUGGUUGCAUUCGUCCUGUUUGUGGCCGUGACUGCUCUGCUUUUCCGGGACUGGUCCACCACCAAGGAUCGCAACUACUGGCACCCGAAUAUGCAUCGUUUGGACCUCGUGAUGGCUUCUGCCUCCAUUGCCUUGGUCACUUCGCUGAUCUUCCUGCUGGACAUUCUCAUUACCAUCCGUUUCGGCGUCCACGGAGAUCUGGAAUGACCUGGUCGAUCCCGUGAAGUUUGGCGGGACAGAGGAACCCAUUCGAUUCUCGCCCAGCGUGGACUGUAAUAUUUACAGCUCCAAUUUAGAUUUAAGACCCCGUUCACAUCCCCGUCUCCCAGCUAAUUGUAAUCCCACGAGAAAACAUCUGAAUUGCCAUCAUCGAAUCGAAAAUGUACAAAAACGAAGUCCGAGGAGGUUUAAAGUUCUUUGCGCAUCGGCUGCCCUGUUUUGUUUUUUUUUAUAAGCUUAAUACAUCGAGCAUCACGAACGUUUUAUCUAAUCCAAUUAAUAAGUAAGAUCCAACACAAAUAAAUUUUGUACGAGCGAAUAUUUUCACAAAU